Lolium perenne is the source of this 1640-nucleotide messenger RNA. Its product is annotated as suppressor of mec-8 and unc-52 protein homolog 1. The record is from RefSeq and is a predicted model, not a curated record. NCBI's taxonomy places the organism in Eukaryota, Viridiplantae, Streptophyta, Magnoliopsida, Poales, Poaceae. Gene Ontology annotation, biological process: mRNA splicing, via spliceosome. Gene Ontology annotation, molecular function: protein binding.
GUACAAUAUCUUGCCGUGCACGUCACGGAUCCGCCUUCCAUACACGUCGUCCUGGAUCCGGGUCCCUCAUGGGCCUCCAUGGAUCCGGGUUACUCCUACGUCGGUACGGAUCCGGCUUACUGAUCCUGGGCCGGACUUCUUCCUUCAUGAUCAACAGCAACUGGGCCGCCCGAUGGGCCACAUGCCUCAUCACCGUCUGUGGGCCACCCGGGCUUGCCGGAUCUAGGCACUGUCGAUGGUACACCCAUGAAGUAUACCCACAACACUACCGCCGACUAGAGCACCUCCUUGUCUGCACAUACUUUGAUCCCAAUAAGGCUUACCAGCAGUCCACCAAGGAAAACCGUCGUGCGCAGAUUGCCCAAGCUAUUGCUUCCGAAGUGUCAGUAGUCCCACCAGUUCGGCUAGUGACACUGAUUACCCAGGCUUUGAAAUGGCAACAGCACCAAGGCUUGUUACCACCUGGCACCCAGUUCAAUUCAUUCAGAGGAACCGCUGCAAUGAAGCAAGAUGAAGAAGAGGCAUAUCCUACUACUUUGUCACAUCAAAUAAAGUUGGGGAAGAGAACCCAUGCUGAGUGUGCUCGAUUCUCACCCAAUGGUCAGUUCCUUGUUUCAUGCUCGACGGAUGGAAUCAUCGAAGUACGGGAUUAUACUAGCUGCAAGCUAACAAAGGAUCUUCUGUAUCAAACCGAUGAAAGCUUUAUGAUGCAUGAGGUGGCUGUGCUCCGUGUUGAUUUUAGUAGACUGUCUGAUAGACUUUCAUCUGGAUCAGCGGAUGGAGAAAUUAAGGUUUGGUGUAUUCAAACUGGUGAGUGCUUGCAGCGGCUCGAGAAUGCACAUGAGAGAGGUGUUACAAGCGUAACAUUUUCACGUGAUGAAUCUCAGAUAUUGAGUACCUCUUUUGACACUACUGCAAGAAUCCACUGCCUUCAGUCAGGGAAGAUGCUAAAAGAAUUCAGUGGUCACACCUCAUUUGUGAACAAUGGCAUCUUUUCUACCGAUGGUACUCGUGUUAUCACAUCUUCAAGUGAUCGUACUGUUAAGGUAUGGGAUUUGAAAACAGCAGACCUUUUGCAAUCAUUCAAGCCUCCUCCUCCUUUGAGGGGAGGAGAUGCAGUUGUUAACUCUGUCCACUUAUUUCCAAAGAACAGUGAUCACAUUGUUGUCUGCAACAAGUCUUCGUCAAUAUUCAUCAUGACUUUACAAGGACAGGUUGUAAAGAGUUUCUCGUCUGAACGGGAAGGAGAUUUUGUUGCAGCUUCAGUUUCACCGAAAGGAGAAUGGAUAUAUUGUGUUGGUGAAGACAUGAAAUUGUAUUGCUUUAGCCAACAGUCCGGGAAGCUGGAGAAUCUAAUGAAGGUCCAUGAAGAGGAUGUGAUUGGCAUUGCGCACCACCCUCACAGGAACUUGGUUGCCACCUAUGCCGUAGACUGUAUGAUGAAGAUAUGGAAGGAUUAAGUAUGUUCAUUCAUCUUUUCUGGUCAUGUAGCUUUUUUUAUUUGUCGAGAUCUGAUCAUGUAGCUUUUAGGGACCAUAUUAUCCAGCCAUGUUCCAAGUGCUAUUUAAGAGGAUGUAUUUGAUUUGUGUAACGUACAGAACUUGGUGGCGACUGAAGUUCAGUAUAUUUUCAUUGUAUCA